GCUUUCCUUGUUGAAUUCCGACCAAAGUGUGUCGUUAUGACGAUGGACGAUGGUAACUCCGUCUACGUCGGCGGCCUCCCUUACGACAUCACCGAGGAGGCUGUCCGCCGUGUCUUCUCCAUUUACGGCACUGUUCUCACCGUUAAGAUUGUCAAUGACCGGAGUGUAAGAGGGAAAUGCUAUGGCUUUGUUACGUUUUCAAACCGUCGAUCGGCUGAUGAUGCUAUUGAAGACAUGGAUGGAAAAAGUAUUGGUGGGCGUGCAGUGCGUGUGAAUGAUGUGACAACAAGAGGUGGAAGAAUGAAUCCAGGUCCUGGGCGGUUACAACCACACGGUGGCUGGGAUAGAAGCCCCGAUAGGAGAAGUAAUGGUAAUUAUGACAGGGAUCGGUAUAGUGAUAGGUCCCGAGAACGGGAAAGGUCUCAGGAUAGGAGAAAGGAGCACCGCUACACAGAGAAGGAAAGAGCUUAUGAGCAUUCACAUGAUUUUGAGAGGAGGAAUGAUCAUGAUUUGCUAAAUAGAAAUAGUUACAAGGAAAGAGUUUUCGAAGGUGAUGAAGGAGAUUGGCGUGGGGAUAGGUCUUUUGGGGAUAAUGGUAGGGGAAUCAAUGGGACCACUGCUCACGAAGGAAGGGGCCAAGAAACAAAAAGAGACGAUAGUACCAUUCUUGAUGAUGGGCGUGGCAGAGAUCGCUUCUCUAAUUCAAGUGGAGAUCACAGUUUGCAGGUGAAAGAAGAUCUGGAAGCGCUGAUUAAGAUGCGUGAGGCACUUCAAGAUGAGGUGGUGGUGAUGGAAGAGAGAUUGGAUGAGAAAGAAGUAGUGUGCUCAGAGCUACAAAAAAAGUCUAAGAGAUUAGAAGAUUUGUUGAUCAAUGAAAAGAAAUUGGUUGCACAACGCCGAAAAGAAUUGGCAAAGCUACAUAAAUCAUUUUCAAGGGUUAGAGAGUGCACGGACAACCUGAAAGACUGUGAACAAGAACUCCAGUCGCUUGUUAAUUCAGCAGCUAGAGAAGGCGCGGCUGGUGCUGAUGAAGGACUGGGACACGGGUAUGCGUAACAAGGUCACCCGCAUGUAUGAUCUGUUCUGUCUAAAGUGUAGAUUUGAUAUGCCUUCUCUUUGUGACUUCACUGAGUUUUUUUUCAAGUCGAGCUACACGAAUUUGAUACAUAUCUGCUUAUGUUUUAGCAAAUAUGUAUUCAUUAUGUAUUAUUAUCAUACGAACAUGAACUAAAUAAUGUUUUCACGU
Arabidopsis arenosa is the source of this 1246-nucleotide messenger RNA. NCBI's taxonomy places the organism in Eukaryota, Viridiplantae, Streptophyta, Magnoliopsida, Brassicales, Brassicaceae. The record is from the annotation of a GenBank genome assembly.